Cinara cedri is the source of this 471-nucleotide messenger RNA. Lineage: Eukaryota; Metazoa; Arthropoda; Insecta; Hemiptera; Aphididae. The record is from the annotation of a GenBank genome assembly.
AUGAAUAAAAACAUUGUAAUAUAUAUAAAACAUGGUUGUCCAUACUGCACAAGAGCAAAAAAAUUGUUAAACCAAAAGGGUUUUCAGUACAAAGAAAUUGAUGUUAUAAAAAAUCCGGAUUUAUUUAGUCAAAUAAAGUCUGAAUAUAAUGUCAGAACAGUUCCACAAAUUUUCAUUGUUGACGAAGAUGGAAAUUAUAUAUACCACAUUGCUGGAAGUGAUAAGUUAAUUGACCUUGAAAAUACAGGAAAAUUAGAUGCGAUGCUACAUUAUGGUAAUGAUACUGAUAUAAUAGCUGGUGCAGAUAACAGCACAGAGCAUGGAGAAUGUGGCUUACUAAACAACAAUGUUGAUGAUUUAAUAUAGCUGAAGCAGUAGCAGGCAAUGGUGUUAACUUAAAAAAAUGGUCAGCAGUUAUGCGAAAUUUCUAUUACUAAAUUAUCCAAAGAAUUGCAAAAAAUAAUAUUAUUA